AUGUCUUUAACAUUGGGCUCUAUAUCUCUGGCGUGCGAGUCUACCCAGCUGUUCAGGCCUUCCGGAUUCGGAGGGAGAAACAAAGAAUUCGAGCUGUGCCCCGGGUUCCAAUCCACUGGGGAUACAGAAUGGACUGGACAUUGGUCAGAUUGGUCACCGAAAGCUUUGGAGAACGCCAGCCGGCCGCGUUGA
This is a messenger RNA of Penicillium mononematosum, 192 nucleotides long. RefSeq lists its product as uncharacterized. The transcript has 2 exons. The record is from RefSeq and is a predicted model, not a curated record. Lineage: Eukaryota; Fungi; Ascomycota; Eurotiomycetes; Eurotiales; Aspergillaceae. Bases 1 to 192 code for a protein of 63 amino acids.